GAAUUUUAGAUCUCUCUCUCUCUCUCUCUGCACUUUCUUCUACACAGAGAGAAAUAAACUUAGCCCCUUGGUCUGCUUCGUGAGAUUCAGAUCCUUUAAAGAAACUUGUUUAGCUCAGAAGAAUCAUUUUCGGGUUUUGAAGCAUAAAGGCUUCUCUCGACUUUCAAAAAACUGUCUCCUUUUUCUUUUUGCUAUUUCAAGCAGAGAUUGAUCGAAGAAGAUAAAAAUCUCGUCUUUCUUCAUUCUCAGUGAUUGAUUCUCAAAUUACCCAUCAUCUUACUUCUUCUGAUUCCUCAAAUCUCGAUUAGUCUUUGCAUUUCUUUGAUUCAAAGCUUACUAAGUUCGGUUUUUGGAAGAGAUUCCAUUUGGUCUUCGUAAGCGUGUUUUGGAUGCCCUGUAGCUGAAGAUGCAGCCUGAUCAGCGCAAAAAGUCAUCAGUUGAGGUAGAUUUCUUCACAGAAUACGGUGAAGGAAGCAGAUACAGAAUAGAGGAAGUUAUUGGUAAAGGAAGCUAUGGAGUUGUCUGUUCUGCUUACGAUACACAUACCGGAGAGAAAGUUGCGAUUAAGAAAAUCAAUGAUAUUUUCGAGCAUGUUUCGGAUGCAACUCGCAUUCUCCGUGAGAUCAAACUUCUCAGACUCUUACGCCAUCCAGACAUUGUUGAGAUCAAACACAUCUUGUUGCCGCCUUCAAGAAGAGAGUUUAAAGACAUUUACGUGGUUUUUGAGCUCAUGGAAUCUGAUUUGCAUCAGGUUAUUAAGGCAAAUGAUGAUUUGACUCGUGAGCAUUACCAGUUUUUUCUCUAUCAGCUUCUCCGUGGCCUCAAGUAUAUACACACAGCUAAUGUCUUUCAUCGGGAUCUAAAACCAAAAAACAUAUUGGCAAAUGCUGAUUGCAAACUCAAGAUCUGUGAUUUUGGACUUGCAAGAGUCGCAUUCAAUGAUACACCAACCGCGAUAUUCUGGACUGAUUAUGUAGCUACUCGAUGGUACAGGGCUCCAGAACUGUGUGGAUCAUUUUUCUCAAAGUAUACACCAGCAAUAGAUAUAUGGAGCAUCGGGUGCAUUUUUGCAGAGCUCUUAACAGGGAAACCUCUUUUCCCCGGGAAAAAUGUGGUCCAUCAAUUGGAUCUGAUGACGGAUAUGUUGGGAACUCCAUCUGCUGAAGCCAUCGGAAGGGUGAGGAACGAGAAAGCUCGAAGAUACUUAAGCAGCAUGAGGAAGAAGAAGCCUAUUCCUUUUUCACAUAAGUUCCCACAUGCUGAUCCUCUUGCUCUUCGUCUUCUAGAAAAGAUGUUGUCUUUUGAACCCAAGGACCGGCCUACAGCUGAAGAGGCGCUUGCAGAUGUAUACUUCAUGGGUUUAGCUAAGGUUGAAAGAGAGCCCUCUGCUCAACCUGUCACCAAGUUAGAAUUUGAGUUUGAAAGGCGGAGGAUCACAAAAGAAGACGUGCGAGAGCUCAUAUACAGAGAGUCUCUGGAGUACCACCCAAAGAUGCUGAAAGAAUACUUGGAUGGAUCAGAGCCAACUAACUUUAUGUACCCGAGUGCGGUGGAACAUUUCAAGAAACAGUUUGCUUACCUCGAGGAACACUACAAGAAUGGUACUUCUCAUAAUCCCCCUGAGAGGCAACAGCACGCAUCAUUACCAAGGGCUUGUGUAUUGUACUCUGAUAACAAUCAUCCAGUGGCACAACAGAGUUCAGCUGAAGUCACUGAUGGACUCUCCAAGUGUAGCAUCAGAGACGAGAGACCUCGGGGUGCAGACAGGAAUGCCCAGAUGCCAAUGUCGAGAAUUCCUAUUAACGCCCCUCAAACGAUCCAAGGUGCUGCAGUAGCUAGGCCUGGAAAAGUAGUUGGAUCAGUGUUACGCUAUAACUGCGGCGCAGCCACAGGCGUUGAAGCUCUUGAACAACAACAGAGAAGGAUGGUCAGAAAUCCAGCUGCUGCGUCUCAAUACCCAAAGAGGACUCAUCCUUGCAAAAGCAACAGAGGAGAUGAAGAUUGCGCCACCGCCGCCGAAGGUCCAAGCAGAUUGAAGCCAAACACUCAGUAUAUACCACAAAAAGUGGCUGCAGCACAAGAUACUGCAAUGAGUCGCUGGUAUUAAACAUGAUGUUUUGGUUCUAGUUUUAGCUUUACCACUUCACGUCUCAGGGAGAGCUAAAGAGUAGCCCUUUGAAUCAUCCAUCGUGUUAUCAAGAGCCGAAACAUGAAGAGAGUAAGACAUGGCUGAAGAGCGAAAUGAGAGAGACAUGGGUAGAAAGAUAAAGAAGAGUCUUCUUACAGAUCAUGUCAUGUAAUUUGUCUUCAUAUCUUUAUGUUCUUAAAAACAAGCUUUGUUUGUCUACGUUGUAACACUUAUAUUGCCUACAGUUCUUAAAUCCUAUGAACUCAAUCUGAUAAACAGCAA
This is a messenger RNA of Arabidopsis lyrata subsp. lyrata, 2410 nucleotides long. RefSeq names its product mitogen-activated protein kinase 16. Lineage: Eukaryota; Viridiplantae; Streptophyta; Magnoliopsida; Brassicales; Brassicaceae. Gene Ontology annotation, molecular function: MAP kinase activity; ATP binding. The transcript has 11 exons. Bases 407 to 2107 code for a protein of 566 amino acids. Gene Ontology annotation, biological process: intracellular signal transduction; protein phosphorylation. The record is from RefSeq and is a predicted model, not a curated record. Gene Ontology annotation, cellular component: nucleus; cytoplasm.